Molecule: messenger RNA, 1173 nt
Organism: Pocillopora meandrina
Lineage: Eukaryota; Metazoa; Cnidaria; Anthozoa; Scleractinia; Pocilloporidae
Source: the annotation of a GenBank genome assembly
AUGGAGACCGCAACUUCGUUCACAUCUUUCUCUAAUACCACCGCUUCUCCGGUUGCCGAUUCAAUCUCGGUCGCCUCACUGCUGUCUGUUGUCGCCAUGGGUUGCACAAUGGUGUUUGCAAUUUUCGGAAACGUCUUGGUGAUCUUGGCUGUGCACCGCACAAAAAGCCUACGAACUACGGCCGCUAUUCUUGUUGUGAACCUAGCUUUGGUGGAUCUAUCGAUCACCGUUUCAAUCGUGCCGUUUGUUAUGACGCUAGCUGUCACGCAAGAAUGGGUUUUGCCUUGGGUAGUGUGUCGUCUCACGGGCUUCAUAAAUGCUUUCUUAACUGCUGGUCAAAUCUUGGCCCUGUUUCACAUCAGCGUAAACAGGUAUAUCGCUGUGGCUUACCCUCACUCGUAUGAAACUCGUUGCAACAAGCGAGGCACUAUAUGCACUGUGCUGCUAGGAUGGUUGUUUUCUUUAAUCUGGACUACGCUUCCGUUUUAUGGAUGGGGCAAGCUCGGAUUCAUACAAGGCACUUUAUUUUGCAACAUACUAUGGUCCGCGAAUAUGGCCUAUGCGAUCACUGUGCAUGUUGUAUGUUACUUUAUACCAUCCAUUCUCUCCGCAGUGCUGUAUCUAGGUGUCUACAAACAUAUGCGAUCGCAAGGGAAGCGAAUAUUCCAGCAAACAUUUAGCUUAGAAUUGACACAGAAUUUGGACAAGGAAAGAAGUGAAUCAACAAUUAGUCGCAACAUCGGAGAGGAGAACGUACCCAGAACUAUAUCCUUUGACAAUCUCUCCAUAUCAACAGAUAACAUUACUAAUUCAGGAUUUUCGGAUCUUAGCGAACAAUCAUCAGCGUCCACUCGAGCGAAACGAAGCAGACGUCGUAAAUUAAUGGAAGCCCGAGUCACAAAAGUGCUUCUUGCAGUUGUUAUGGCGUUCGUCUGUUGUUGGAUUCCGCGAGGAAUCGCGAACCUCUGGGCGAUCUUCGUGAGCCGCAAAGCCGUCCCACGCGCGCUCGAGUACAGCUCGACCGUGUUGGUGUUUUUCAACGCGGCAGUGAACCCUGUGUUAUACGGCGCUUUGCACCAAGAUUUUCAGCGCGCGUUUCGAAGGAUAAUCUGUUGCGAGCCAAACAUGAACAGAGGCAGGGCUGCGACCAACAUGAGCUUAUCAAUUCGGUGA